Molecule: messenger RNA, 2923 nt
Organism: Panonychus citri (citrus red mite)
Lineage: Eukaryota; Metazoa; Arthropoda; Arachnida; Trombidiformes; Tetranychidae
Product: homeobox protein 2-like
Exons: 6
Coding region: 387-2444 (685 amino acids)
Biological process (GO): regulation of transcription by RNA polymerase II
Cellular component (GO): nucleus
Molecular function (GO): DNA-binding transcription factor activity, RNA polymerase II-specific; sequence-specific double-stranded DNA binding
Source: RefSeq, a predicted model, not a curated record
GAUAGAGAAAGUUAAAGUUAAAUCAAAUCAACUAACAAUUUACCAACAAUCAACAUUGUCAUGAGAUAAUAAAUCAAUACUCAUAAUCAGAAUUAAUUGUUAAUUUUGUGAAGAAAAUUUUUUUCUCUGUUUUUUAAAUCAUUGGAUUAAUUAAUUUAAUCAUCGAUACGAUUUUCUCUCAGUGAUUUAUUUCAUGGUGAUUGUUGAUCAACAAAUCAAAUAACAUGAUGAUUUGUUGACAAUUUGAUUCCGUUCACAGUUUUUUUUGUUGAUUUUCCUUGAGAAAAACAAAAGAAAACAAAUCAAUCUAAUUAUUAAUUAUCAUCAUUAUCAUCAUCAUAUUUAUAAUCUAUUGAUUGGUUUAGUUGAUUGUUCAUCAUUUCCACAUGUCUACCAAAGUCAUGGUAACACCAAGUUCAUUACCAACAAUUACUGGUCGAUCACAUUUCAAUAUUCAACAGAUAUUAGGCUUAGAUGAAUCAUCAUCUUCAUCUUUAAAUAAUCAACAAUCAACUGAUUCUGGACAAAGUGUCAGAGUAAAUAAUCAUAAUAAUAAUAAUAACUGUGAUGUUGAUGGUUCACCCAAUUCCCAAUCAUCAACAGCCACAGUAACACCAACAACGGUAACAACAAUUAACUGGAAUCACCAUGAGCCAAGUAUUAGUGGCGGUGGUAAACAACAGACAAACAAUCAUGAAACCAUAUCACCCUCAUCAGUAUCAUCUUCAACCCAAUUAACACCAACUGAUUAUCAUCAUCAUCAUCGAUCACCUAACGGUACUUUAAAUAGUUUAUAUGAAAGUUCAUUAAAUGGAUACACCAACAAUAAUGGUAAUAUAAAUAGGGAGACAAUUAUUGGUGGUGGUGGUGGUCAAGCUCAUCCAUCAUCAUCACCUAUUAAUGGUAAUGCUCAACAUCAUCAUCAUCAUCUAACUUCACCCUCACCCCAACAUCAUCUUCACCCUCAAACCCAACCACAAACCUCCCCAUCACUACCUCCAGUUUCAUCUCAUCAUCAACAAUCACCAUCAACAUCAUGUUUCUCUGCCUUCACCUCAGCCUCAAUGUUAGGUGCUUACCUUUACCGGCCCUCAUCGGCCACCGCUGCUGCUGCAGCUGCCCUCAUGUCCGGAUUACAGGGUCAUCCUCAUCAUCAUCACCAUCACCACCUACCCCAGCAUCUUCAUCAUCAUAAUCAUCAUCAUCAUUCACCCUCUUCCACUGCAACCGCAACCGCAGCAGCAGUUGCCGCUGUUGCCGCUGCAUCAGCUGGCUCAUUUUCCCCAGCUUCAGCUUCAUCAGCCGUUAAUCAUCAUGGUGUCACAGGUUCAAUUAUGUCAGAAUUUAGUCGAUUAAGCGGAAACGGAAAUGAUGUUGACAAUUCAGGUUCAUCUUUAGGAUCAUCGACAAAAAAGAAGAAGAAAAAAAGGAGACACAGCAACACCCAACAAGGUGGUUUAGAGGUGGAUAAGAGGAGAGGAAGAGAGAUUAAUCAAAGCUCAUCCAGAACAAUAUUCACAAGUUAUCAAUUGGAGGAAUUGGAAAAAGCCUUUAAAGAUGCUCAUUAUCCUGAUGUAUAUGCAAGGGAAAUGUUAUCGGUUAAAACUGAUUUACCUGAGGAUAGAAUACAGGUUUGGUUUCAAAAUCGUCGAGCCAAAUGGAGGAAAACCGAAAAGUGUUGGGGAAAAAGUACAAUUAUGGCUGAGUAUGGACUCUAUGGUGCAAUGGUCAGACAUUCGUUGCCUUUACCGGACAGUAUUCUGAGGUCGGCUCGUGAUGGCGAUGCUCAAUGUGCCCCAUGGCUUUUAGAUCAGAAUCGCAAAAGCUCACAACAUCAAUAUGACUCAAGCGAAUCCCAUCAUUUUGACUUCGCAGGGAUGCAUAAAAAGUCCAUUGAAGCAGCUGAUAAACUACGAGAUUCGGACACUGAAGGUGAAUCUCGAGAUGUUCCAAGUCCAGUUACCUGCCCAAGCCCUGGGGCGAUGAAAAAUUUACGAAUCGACCAUGGAAACAUAAACCAAUUAAUGAUUAACAAUGGACAAAAUAGUAACAAUUCAAGUAACAGUUCAAGCAUUGGUGGUGGCAGUGGUAAUGGUGGUAACACCGGUGGUGGAAACAACAACAACAAUAAUAAUAAUAAUCACAAUAAUAGUAAUAAUAAUCAUGUUAUUGACUUGGGCAGCUCAAUGGCUCUAACACUUAGCCAUCCAUCAUUAACAAAUCACCACAAUCUUGCUCACAAUGGAUCGUCUAUUCAAUUGUAUUCAAUUCAAGAUCGGAACCAUUCAACGUCCAAUACAACUAAUAACAAUUUAAACAAUAAUAAUAACAGUAAUAAUAAUAAUAAUAGUAAUAGCAAUCAACCUCAUCCAUUAACAACAACAAUUACAACAACAACAGGACCAUUGACUUAUGCCUUUUCUGGAUCGAGACAUAUUUAUUAAUACAAUUAACUAAUUACUAUAUAUAUAAAAUACUAUUAUUAUUAUUGGAAUAUGAUUAUUAUUAUUAUGUGGGUUAUUAUUUUACCUGAUUAUCAUUGUGAUUACCGAUGACGAUUCUAACGAUUAAGGAAACAUGUCGAUCAAUUAAUUAAGACACAAACCUUAAGACACCAACAAUUAAGCGACUUAUGUAAUAAUGAUAAUAAGUUUCUCUCUCAUUGUAAUAAUCGCUGACAAUUUAAUGUUCAUAAUUAACUUUAUCUUAUCCUUUUCUUUUUCUUUUUGAUAUAUAAAUUAAUUAAUUGUGCUUAAUUUCACGCCUAAUUAAUCAAUUCCGUCAGUAAACACCAAAGAAACGCGAUCAAACUGCAAAUCAUCAAAAAAAAACAAACAAAAACUAUUAUUGAUAUUCAACUGAUUAAACGUAUGAUUAACUGAUAAUAAAUUAAUUUCGAUGAUUAAAUCGAAAAUCAAAGUUA